GUGAAUCGACUGUCGUCGCAAGUGGUACCUGAUGCUACCAUGGAAACCAACGAGUGCGCAGAUAACGAGUCACAAGUGGAAAUCGUUACAGAUAGUGACAUUGAUCUAGAAACUGAGUACAGUUUCCUUCAUCUUUUUUCGUCCGAAGAACGAGUGAAAGCCGAAACAAUGAUACGACUGAUUCAGAAAUAUAAGGAUAGAUUUCCACCUGAUCUCAAGGCUCCUCAAAGCGAUGUCAUGAUGGUGUGUAGUCAGAAGGACCGUGGUGCGGCCGAAACAUUCCUACAAAGUAUAGACAGCCUUAUCCUCGAUUUAGGAAAGGGAAGACGUGUAAAAGUUAAAACGGUGUUUUAUGAUGAUGCACGAUUUGAAGGAACUGGAUUAGGAUCUUUGGAGAAAGCUUAUGAAAGAAGCACGUAUGCAUUCCUGUAUCUAACAAAAUCAUUCGUUAAAGAUGACUUUGAUAACUAGUAGCAGAGUCAUUACUCAUGGAUUCUAUUACUGAUGAAACAAAGAAAUGGAGGGUGGUACCAAUACAUACGUAUAACGAAAAAACAAAAUACAAAGUACCCCUUGGUAUCAACGCAUUGAAGGGCGAAAAUGUUUUUCGACAGGAUGAAUUUUAUUGGCGUAGGAUAAGGAGUCUUCUGGGAAAUAAAAUACACGAAAGAGAAAGAAGAGAAUUUAAUAUGUUCGAAAAGGAAUACCAGGAGGCCUUGAAAAUUCAAAGAGAUGACGAAAAAAGCAUACGCAAAACAAUGGGUUUUGAGAUGUUGAGCUUGCAAGAUACACAGACACAGAGAAAUCUGCCUGGUAAGUAUAUCAAAUUGUCCAGUACUAGUAUGAUGAUAGGGCAUGGUCGAUUUCUGAGUGUCCGCUUGAUGAUGAUAGGUCAUGGAUGGUCGAUUUCCGACUGUCCGCUGGAUGAUGA
This is a messenger RNA of Pecten maximus, 931 nucleotides long. RefSeq lists its product as uncharacterized. The record is from RefSeq and is a predicted model, not a curated record. NCBI's taxonomy places the organism in Eukaryota, Metazoa, Mollusca, Bivalvia, Pectinida, Pectinidae.